This is a messenger RNA of Diceros bicornis minor, 876 nucleotides long. Its product is annotated as zinc finger protein 331-like. The record is from RefSeq and is a predicted model, not a curated record. The coding region runs from base 1 to 876 and encodes 291 amino acids. The transcript has 4 exons. Gene Ontology annotation, molecular function: DNA-binding transcription factor activity; RNA polymerase II cis-regulatory region sequence-specific DNA binding. Gene Ontology annotation, biological process: regulation of transcription by RNA polymerase II. Lineage: Eukaryota; Metazoa; Chordata; Mammalia; Perissodactyla; Rhinocerotidae.
AUGUUUAACAGAGCAUUCCAGCACCAAAGUAUUGAAGGUGGAAAGCAACCCUAUGUGUGCAAGGAGUGUGGCAAGGCAUUCAGGAGCAACUCCCAGUACACAGCACACCUGCGAAUUCACACUGGAGAGAAGCCCUAUCAGUGUAAUGAGUGUGGUAAAGCCUUCAAGUUCAACUCUAGUUUUAUACAUCACCGAAGGAUCCACAGUGGGGAGCGACCCUAUGCAUGCAAAGAGUGUGGCAAGGCUUUUAGGUGCAGCUCCCACUGCACUAAACACCAACGAAUCCACACUGGGGAGAGGCUCCACGAGUGUAAGGAGUGUGGCAAAACCUUUGUUUUCAAAUCCACACUGUUUCAUUAUCGGAGAGUGCAUACUGGGGAGAAACCAUUUAAAUGCAAGGACUGUGGUAAGGCCUUUGGUGAGAAAAAUACUUUUAUUCGGCAUCAGAGAAUUCAUACUGGUGAGAAACCAUAUAUAUGUAAGGAGUGUGGCAAAGCUUUUCAUGUGAACUCACAGCUCAUUCACCACCAAUUGCUACACACUGGAGAGAGACCCUACCAAUGUAAAGAGUGUGGGAAAAGCUUCACCUGGAACUCAAACCUUGUCCAGCAUAGGAAAAUUCACUCUGGGGAGAAAGCCUAUCAAUGUGAGGAAUGUGGGACAGCCUUCAGGCAGAAAGGUAAUUUAAAUCGACACCAGAGAUUCCAUGAUGGAGAAGGAGACUGUAAAUGUAAGGAUUGUGGGAAAAUCUUUAUUCAGAAUUCAAAUUUUAUUUGCCAUCGGAAUAUUCACUCAGGAGACAAACCUUGGCAAUGUCAAAUUGCUAUAUACAUUUUAAAACAUUUAUUCUCAACUUCUGCCCUUCUGGGCCUGUAA